CUGAGUUUAUGAAGAAUUCUGAUAAUUUUGUAAAAGACAAGAAAAAUAUGCUAAUCCAACAAGAGAAGAACAAUUCUUACUGCUAAAGGAUUGGAUUACCUGCAGUUGUCUAUUUUCUCCUUCUCGUUUGGUUUUUUUGUUCUCCAAUUUUUCCUAAGCUCUAAUUAGAAAAUAGAUUUCGGAUUCCUUUGCCGGAAACCCUAAUUCGGAAUAAAAUUGGGAUUCCUUUGUUUGUUCUUACAGCAGGAGCAAUCAAUGAUUCGUUCUUCGCGCGUAGCUUUCGCCUUGGUAACUCUAUCUUCUGCAAUUGCUGUUUUCUCUUUAUUAACGAAAAAACCCCUUCCCAAGAAAAAGAAGCCAUCUUUGCAAUGCCACAUCGAGAAAAAUCCAUCCUUUUCAUGUGCAGCAGCAGAGAAAAAGGACAUCAUUAGUCAACUACCGGAUGAUAUUUUGAUUUCGAUUAUCGCACAUAUGCCGGUAAAAUGUGCCGUUAGUACAAGCGUGUUGUCGAAGAGGUGGAGGAAUCUGCACAGAUGUGUGUCCGAUAUCGCAUUCGACUGUCGCUACCUUUUAGGACAUCAAAUUGAUCCUUACAAGCUUCAUGAAUCUAAUCUAAUCAUUGAAUCAGUGAAUAGAUUUCUAUGGCUUCGUUCGGGUUCGAAGAUCCAUUCUUUCCGCUUAUCUUGUUGUUUUUAUAAAUUAAGCAUUUAUCAAUUUAAUCACUGCAUUUAUUCAUUAGGAAGAUUGGGCGUCGAGAAACUUUUUCUACGCUGCGGUUGUUAUUUGGGUUCUAGUGAUUUUUCCUUUUCGUUAGACCUUCUGUCGGAAAUACCCUCCUUGAAAUAUUUCGAAUUGAGCUUGUGCUCGUUGCCGCCAAGCUUGACUAAACAAUGCAACUCCCUCCAAGAUCUUUGCCUUUCUUAUGUUAACGUAUGUCCCGGUGCUAUAGAGUGUAUUUUGUCCAAAUGUUCGAGGCUUAUCUCGUUUCGAAUGGGUAAUUGCAAAUCUCCUCCUAACUUAUGCUUCCGUGGGCCCCACCUCCAAUUGAAGUAUCUCUAUAUAAAUGACUGUGAAGGUGUAAAGGAGAUUGAGUUCUAUGCCAGUAAUCUCGUCUCGUUUGAGUUUGCGAAUCCUGAAUUGGUCAAGUUUAUAUUCGAUCACGUACCUCAACUGCAGAGUAUAUAUCUUAAUGUAUUCAAAGAAAAUAUCGUGCCUUACGUUGGUGGGAAACUUGCAUUAGAUUUGCCUCGCCUGAAAUCGUUGACUUUUGUUUCUAGAGGUGAUUAUUUUCAGGGAAGCAUCGGAUAUAUGGGGACUAACAUAUUCCGGAACCUUAGGCGAUUAGAUCUCAGUCUAUAUAACAUACCGCAAAUGGAUCUUCUUUUGCUGACUCAACUUUUGCAAAGUUGUUCUCUUGUACAAGAAUUUCACUUGAAUACAAACUUUUUGGAGUAUAAUGCACCACAAGAGAAAAAGCGGGCCAUAUUAUUUCACUCGGAGCUGAAGGAAAUGGAAAUUAGUGGAUUUGUUGGGACAGAAAACGAGAUUGAAUUUGCAUUAUACAUCCUCAAAAGUGCAAUCUCCUUGGAGAAAAUGCAGAUAAAUAGGUGUUGUAAGAUAUACGAGGGAUCUAACAGGUGGAGGCGAAGAUACGAAACUCCAUGGAGUGAAGACGAGCGUAAUUCGAUUCACAUGAAGUUACAAGGACAAGCUGUUUCCAAAACCGCACAAGUCUUUAUUCAGCACAAGCCCCGUUUUGAAGAUUAGUUUUACUCCCCGGUCCAUGUUUUAAGAUUGAUCCGUGUUUUUUCUUGAUUUUUAUUGAUUUAAUUUUUAACACUAGUGAUUUGUUGAACAAUUUUUUGGCACUCAACAAGUCAAUCUGUGAUUUUGCUAUUACAUAACAAUAAUAAUACAGAGACACAAAA
Messenger RNA from Erythranthe guttata (spotted monkey flower), 1928 nucleotides. Its product is annotated as F-box/FBD/LRR-repeat protein At1g13570. The record is from RefSeq and is a predicted model, not a curated record. Gene Ontology annotation, molecular function: protein binding. NCBI's taxonomy places the organism in Eukaryota, Viridiplantae, Streptophyta, Magnoliopsida, Lamiales, Phrymaceae.